AUGAUCGCCAUCGGCAUCCAACGCCCUGGCGAUGGUCAAGUCGAUACCACCGUGAAAACGAACCUAUAUGAGGGCUUCCUCGCCGUGACGAACAUUGUUUUUGCUUAUGCCGGCCAUGUGGCAUUCUUCGGCUUCAUUUCUGAGAUGAAGACCCCCACGGACUACCCGAAGACGCUGUAUAUGCUCCAAAUCACCGACACAAGCAUGUACGUCGUCACCGCUGUGGUAAUCUAUUAUUACGGCGGAAAGGACGUCAAAUCGCCGGCUCUGGGAUCGACGAGCCCUUUAAUCGCGAAGAUUGCCUAUGGCAUUGCCAUUCCGACCAUCGUGAUCGCAGGUGUGAUCAACGGACACGUCGCGUGCAAGUACAUCUACGUACGCCUCUUCCGCGGAACAGAUCGCAUGCAUAAACGCAACUUCCUCUCCCUAGGGACAUGGGUACUGAUCGGGCUGGUGCUUUGGACGGUGGCAUGGAUCAUCGCCGAGGCGAUUCCCGUGUUCAAUAACCUCCUGAGUUUGAUUACGGCUCUCUUCGCAAGUUGGUUCACAUACGGAAUGAGCGGCAUCUUCUGGUUAUUCAUGAACUGGGGACGAUACACUUCAUCGAAGCGGAAGAUCUUCCUGACUAUUAUCAAUGCUAUUGUCGUCGGAAUUGGGGGUUGUUUGUGUGGAUUGGGCUUAUAUGUCUCGGGCAAGGCUCUCCAUGAUAACCCUAGCAGUGCAAGUUUUUCGUGUGCCAACAACGCAUGA
Molecule: messenger RNA, 750 nt
Organism: Aspergillus melleus
Lineage: Eukaryota; Fungi; Ascomycota; Eurotiomycetes; Eurotiales; Aspergillaceae
Exons: 6
Coding region: 1-750 (249 amino acids)
Biological process (GO): amino acid transmembrane transport
Cellular component (GO): vacuolar membrane
Molecular function (GO): amino acid transmembrane transporter activity
Source: RefSeq, a predicted model, not a curated record